Molecule: messenger RNA, 1056 nt
Organism: Capsaspora owczarzaki ATCC 30864
Lineage: Eukaryota; Filasterea; Ministeriida; Capsasporidae
Exons: 8
Coding region: 60-845 (261 amino acids)
Molecular function (GO): S-adenosylmethionine-dependent methyltransferase activity
Source: RefSeq, a predicted model, not a curated record
CUGCGUCCGUCACUUUGCUCGUUUCACGGUCUCUGCUGGACGUCUUCUUUCUGACAAGGAUGGCAAGCUACUCCCACUUGUUUCAGGGCGUGGCAGUCACAUCCAAGUACGCCGCCUUCCGCCCCGUCUACCCUGCCGCCCUGUACCACGAGCUUUUAGAGUUCAUGGGAACGCAAAAGCCGGGAUUCGCAAUCGAUGUGGCUUGCGGAUCUGGGCAGCUGACAAGCAUGCUCGCGUCGCACUUUCAGCAAGUGCUGGCGUUCGAUGUCAGCGAAGAGCAGAUCAAGUCGGCGGCCGCUGCUCCGAAUAUCAACUACACUGUCGGAUCUGCCGAUGCCAUCCCUGCCCAGACAAACACGGCGGAUGUUGUCACUGUGGCUCAAGCAAUGCAUUGGUUUGAUUUGCCCAAGUUUUACGCGGAAGUCGAUCGUGUGCUCAAACCAGGUGGUACUCUGGCAGUGAUUGGCUACGGCAACUGCAAGCUUGCCAACCAGGAGGCGAACAAAGUGAUUCAGCAGUUUUACUCUGGUACUUUGAAGCCGUACUGGUCCGACAGACGCUUUUGGCUCGACAACGAGUACGCCGAUGUCAAGCUUCCGUAUGAAGACCGGGCACGGUGGGACGGAGCCAUUGUGCUCAGAUAUUCGUUGGAAGGAAUUCUUGGCUACCUUUCGUCCUGGUCCGGGUACCAUACCUACCUGAAACAAAACCCAACCCUCCCCGACCCGCUCAUUGCGGUCAAAGCAGAUCUGCUUCGAGCGUAUGCUACCUCUUCGACGACUGACGUUGAAGUGGACUUGACGUGGCCGCUAUUCAUGCUGUUGGGCAAAAAGCCCAGCCAUUGAUGUUGUUUUGUUUUUGGUUUUCCGAGUGGAUUUGUUGAGAUCAUCAGCAAGCAAUGCAGCUGGCCGGAUCUAUGCAAUACAAUGAGCACCAUGAUGUGAUGUAUUCAGUCAACAAUGGGCGUUCAAGGAUUGAUUUGUAGACGAAAAUCACAGUUUGUCUGGAAGGGACUUUCUGAGGUCAGUUCUCAGCUCUGUGGCCUCGGACAUCUGG